Molecule: messenger RNA, 745 nt
Organism: Gossypium arboreum
Lineage: Eukaryota; Viridiplantae; Streptophyta; Magnoliopsida; Malvales; Malvaceae
Exons: 3
Coding region: 237-635 (132 amino acids)
Source: RefSeq, a predicted model, not a curated record
UGUGUUGCAUGUAUAUUGAUUGGUAAUUAAGAAAAACAUACCAAGGUGGCCAUAAAUGUUAACGAUGCGUCUAAUUUUCGGCUCCGAGAGUUGAUGUUGACACAUCAGCUACAUGCGUAAACAGAGUUAGCACUAAUGUAGAUCUUAAAACUAUAUUAUCUUCGCUAGCUAAUAGCUUCUUAAUCUUAAUUUUCAUUGACUUGGUGUUUCAACUAUAGUUUUUGAGGUAAAAUCUGAUGCUUCCUUAUCUCAAAAUGCCAAUGGCAUUAUGUGCAAGGCGUAUUUGUUUAUUUCUUUCUUACUGCAUUCAUCAAAUUGUUUGGAAAUCAAGCUUAAAACAUGAACCUGGGAAGAAAAUCAUGGAAGACAGAAGUGGUAGCUCUUAUAACCUUUCGGCAGGCAAACCGGCGUCAGAGUUGGAAACACUGCAGAAGCAGCACGAGGAGAAAACAGUGAAGAUCCAAGAGCUCAAGAAACAAAUCGAAACUGUGAAGCUUCGGUUGGAGCAGAAGAAGAAAAAGGAAACCCCAGGUGAGAAAAAGGAAGAUUUCCAUGACCUGAUCCUCAAAUAUAACAGCCUAAAAGAUGAAUAUAUUGCAUUGUCGAGGGACAAGUCAAGGGACCUGAAUAAAUAAGGGCAAACUGUUUUCUUCAGUUUAUCAGCACUGUUCAAGUACUUUGCUUAAUGGGUUAACAAGUGUUUCUGCAAUUAAAACAAUAGAUAUAUAAGACAUAGCUUAGAUUA